GCUGACUCUUAAUGUGAGCCAGCUGGUGUCAGAUUGCUGUGGGUGUCAGGCCUAUGACCCACUCAACCAACUGUGCUGUGACUCUCAGAUCCUAACCAGGACCCAACCCCAUUCCAAGUGUUGUGGAAAAGACCUUUAUGAUGAAGACCACCAGCUUUGCUGUGGAAAUGGCCAAGGAAGGAAGGUCCUGGCCAAAAUGUCCGGUCACCACCGGUGCUGUGGAGACCACCAGUUUGACCAGCGAAGCCACUGCUGCUGCUUUGAUUCUGGACUACUAACCCUAGAGCCUCUCAAUGCAAGCUGCUGUGCAUCAUCAGGGUCGAAAGUUUCUCAGCACAGGGCAAUAGCUCCAAAUCCUCCAAACUGUAUGCCUGGGGAGAAGCCUUAUGGUCUAGGUGCCUGUUUCAACCCAACAACAGAGCGUUGCUGUGUGAACCCUACAUCUCACCAGGGACAAAGUUACUCCCACGACCAGACCUGCUGUGAGGGAACACUAUGCCACACCCCAUGUGUCUACAAAGGUGCUAGCUGUGUCUGUUACAAUCCAGACAUCAACAUCUGCUGUGCCGGGAAGCUGUCCAAUAGGGUGUUUGGGAAAAACCUGUGCUGCGGUACAACUCCGUAUGGUAUAGAGGACCGAGGGGUGCUGUGCUGUAACCAGACCUUGCACCGUGAGGUGGAGGAUGGGUACCAGUGCUCCCCAGGUGGCCACUUGUAUCUGCCAUCCCGUGACAUGGUGUGUGGCUCACGCAUUCAUCUCAACGAUCCAGGCAAACACUGCUGUGAGGAGGAAACAUACUACCCUCAGUAUGAAAUCUGCUGCAACGGACACACACACAACAGGUUGGGAAACAUGUCCUGCUGUGGAGGGAAGGUGUACAACCCCAGCAGCAGCCAGAUGAAGUGCUGUGCAGGGACUCUGUACGACCUGCAGGUUCAGGACAGACUCUCAGAGGAGGCCCAGUGCUGUGGGAAUGUCCUGAUGGAGGCCGGCUCCACCCAGACCUGCUGCUCUGCCCCAGGGCUAGACCUGCUCUACCCUACCCAGCCAGGGUUCACCUGCUGUGGGCACCGCUAUCCCAAUGCCUCCCUGUGGUCUUGCUGCGCCGGGGUCCUGCACCCAAGGCCUGAACCACACAACACCACCAAGAACGUGAUUCCAGGACCCAGGCUUCUACCACUGGGGGAUAUGAAGACUGAAGUCCUGUGUCACAGCAGAGGUCUGCUGGGGACAGUGGAGAGUGUGUCCGUGAAGAUGAACGAGCGGUCCAUCGGGAUGGUGCUCAACCUUUAUCCAGCCUAGAAGAAAGAGAAGGUGAACCAUCUCAACAGAAAAUGAAUUCUGGGUUUUGACACAGGCUAUUGUACAGAAAUCUGUUAUGUUAUCUGACGAUAAGCUUAAAACUAGCAUCUUUAUGAUCUCUAGUGAGCCAUAUCUCAGGAUAAGUCAUAUUUUGUCUGUCUGGGUAGUGGUUUUCUGUAAUAUUAUCACAAAAGACUGACUACAUGUUUUGUUGCAAUCUGUAAUUGGUGCAUCCAUUUUUGGACUUCUAAAUGAAUUAUAUCUACAUAUUGUUUAUUAAAAAAUAUAAUUUGUCUCAUGGGCUUAGUUCAAAUGUCGUACAUCGUCAGAACCCAAAAUAGGCUUGUUUUACUAUGUAAACAAUUUAUUACUGAACAAAAAUA
Messenger RNA from Oncorhynchus nerka (sockeye salmon), 1686 nucleotides. RefSeq names its product galaxin-2-like. The transcript is spliced from 9 exons. Lineage: Eukaryota; Metazoa; Chordata; Actinopteri; Salmoniformes; Salmonidae. The record is from RefSeq and is a predicted model, not a curated record. Bases 197 to 1303 code for a protein of 368 amino acids.